ACCUGUUGUGUUUGUGGAAGCUCUGGAAUCCCGCAGGAGAAGGAUCACUCAGCACCAUGGCAAUCUGCCAAGUACAACUUGUUCCGAAACACAGUGGCUCUGAGAAGUUGCAUUAUCAACUGAAACACAAUGUCGGCAUAGCAGGAGGGCACAACUGAGCUGAUGCUAGGCUGCAAAGUGGCACAAUAUACUGCUGAAGCCCUGAUCAGAACUUUGAGAUAAAAGGACAAGUGCAAAGAGAACUGCCUGGCAAGCCUAAAAGGAUUUCAAAACUUACGUGGAUCAGGCUUGUAGAGCAGCAGAAGAAUUUGUCAACAUUUAUUAUGAGACAAUGGAUAAAAGAAGGAGGGUUUUGACUAGGCUUUAUUUGGACAAAGCAACCUUAGUUUGGAACGGUAAUGCAGUGUCCGGGCAAGAAGCACUGAAUGAAUUUUUUGAAAUGUUGCCGUCUAGCGAAUUCCAGGUUAAUGUGUUGGACUGCCAGCCUGUUCAUGAGCAAGCAACUCAAAGCCAGACGACAGUUCUCGUGGUGACAUGUGGGACAGUAAAAUUUGAUGGCAACAAGCAGCGCUACUUCAAUCAGAACUUCUUGCUGACAGCGCAAGCCACGCCUACCAACACGGUGUGGAAGAUCGCCAGUGACUGUUUCCGCUUCCAGGACUGGGCCAGUUAGUGAGGAUUGGCUGCGGGAUUGACCUCUCUCGUGCGACACAAUGAAGCCAGCUGUACGGACAGCCAUUCUGCAAGCGUGGAAACGCUCACUUCGUGUUGCGUCUGUCAUUAGGGAAGGUCUACAGAUGUCUCAGGGUUGAUCCCAAUGGGCAUGGCUUUAAUAGUAAACAGUCUGAAAAUGUAAGAGGUUGCUCGUGUUAGUUGAACCUAAUGAAAUGCUGAAGGCAAUGAGCUGUGUUGGAAUCAUUCCUAAAAUGCCUUACAUGCAGCUUUGCUGCCACUUACAGACUUCUUGUAUGUAGUUCAGAAACUCUACUAUUUGGAAGCAAAAUACUUGUAAUGUAUAGUUCUGACCAAACAUGUAACUGCUUCAUCUUGAAAAGAUCUGUUUUUGCAGUAGCAUCUUACCUCUUUGGAAGAAGAUGCCUGUGACAGGUAUGUAGAAUUCUCAAAGCUACCUACUCUUGGUUGUAAGAGGCUCGGAUGAAUUGACAAUGAUUUCUGUUCUGUGAAAGUAUGAAAUACGGCUCGUGAGUGUGUAAUCUGUCAAAUAGUCCAUUGAAAAGCUAAUAGUGGUAUGGAAGGACUAAAUUUUUCAGGUUUCCUUUUGACUUGAGCAUCUCAGUAAUUUGGAUAUAGUUAAUUUGCAUUGAUUUGUAUAUAGGGAAUGCUGAAUAACUCAGAACUCCUAUGCCAGCAACUCUUGUCAAAUGCAUGUGAAGGACUUCAGACAUUACUUUUCUUUGAAGUCUUAUAGUGUAAGAAGUAGGCAAAUAACAUAAUUUCUGUCUGACCUAUCUGCCGCUAUGGAGGAUGGACAAGUUUUCCCAUCUUCAGUCUGCAAGUUUUCAAUCACUAUUAUCUUUUCAGGAAUUACUGUAAUAAAAAAAAAAGGCACUAAAAGACUAAAAGUUUGCAUUACUGUGAAGCCUACAAUUUUUAUCUACAGUACUGUUAAUUUGGAACAGGCUCAUUGAUUAUUGUCAACUUAGAAGAACAGAUCUGAACACAAGUACCAUCUUCCUCACCUACAGAUUUUUACUAGUUUUCAUGUUUGUUUGUUUUAGUUACCUUUAAUUAUUAUGUUGUUGUUUUUUUUUUUUCUCUUUCCCCUUGCUUUAAAUUUAGAGCAAGUUUUGACUGCUUAAGAGUAGCUUUCUCAAGUGCAGGAUAGAAGACUCCCCAUCUUAACUUGGGAACUUGCAAAGUGAACCUGAAUAUAAACAGAUUUUGUUUCAAACUGGUAUGUUUCUAUUUUAAUCUGAGCAAAAGGUCAAAAUUUAGUUAUGUAAGAAUAUGCUUGCUUGUAAAUGAAAAUACGAGGGGAAGUUGUAACUGAUAUUAACACUGCUGCAAUGACAGCAGCCGCCUGAAUACACAAAGCAGUUAAGACUGCAGCUCACUUGGUUUCAUUACUUAAAUCGGAAAACUAUGAAAAUGAACAAUAUCAAUUUGUCUAAAACAUUUGUACUUUGUGAUAUUAUCCCAUGAAUAAUGGGAUGUUUAGGUGGAAAGAGUGGUUUUGUUUCCUUUUAAGGCACUCUGGUCUUUACAUCAGUAAGUUGGAAUUACUAACCUGACUUACAUCAGUAAGUUGGAAUUACUAACCUGACUUACUUCAGAAGCUGUUUAUAUUUUGACUGGUUCCUCAAGCUACUGUAACUGUUUUUUCAACCUGAAGAUUGAUUCCUCUAAAACGAUGUAAGAAGUCCAAAAUCUUUGAAAAUUGUAAAUACUGUAAAUACAUUGCUAUUUCUGAAUGUAGUGAAGAAAGGAUUGCUCUAUUUAAUUACUGUUUGUUCGUAACAGAAUAUGUGAGGUUCGUAUAUUUGUAUUUCUUCUACGAGUUUGAAAGGAAAACCCAAAAUCUGCCUGUUUCUUAUAUAGCAUCGUUGAACUGUGACACUGGUGUGGUGUGCUUUUCUUUAAUUUGCUGUUGUUUACAUAAGUAGUGUUACAGAUCUGCUUACCUACACAAAACAGGUUUUAACUCUUGGAAUGUAGCGAGGGGUGCACCUGUAGCUUUUGCUUUAGCUUUGAAAACAGUCACCAGAAACUACACUUCGACCUGUACCUGAUAAGCUUGUCCUGGGAGUAAAUACCUAGUGGAUAUUUUGAUCCAAACGCUAUUUGUAUAGCAGAUCUGAAGCUUUUUUUGUGUGUGUGUCUGUGUGCAGAGUGGGAGAUUUUUGAGUAUCUGAGACAAUAUUUCAACCAAAUGUUAUUCUUACCGGUUAUUUCCAUGCUAUUUAAAUAUAUGCUGUUUUAAAAUUUGACUUCUGCAAUUAAUACUUUAAAAAGCAAAACGAAAAACAACACAACUACCUGAGCAAAAUGUGUAGCUGGAAGUGGACUUGGUGUGCAUAUGGGGAUUUUUGAAGAUAAAGUUGUUAGAGCUUAAUUGUUCGAGUCUAGGGAAAAGUACUGUUCAUGUGCUGGCUGUUUAUUAUCUUUGAAUGAGGAUCAGAGUGCUUCAGCACUGCCAUGGUUAAGUGUUGCUUUUUAUUGCUGAGAAAGCUGCUUCGCAAGACGUUUUUUUGGAAUAUAUGAAGUGAUAAUGUGGAUAUCAGAGAAGUCAGUAACUAACACUGAGAAACUAAUGGCACAAGCACAAAAUCUCUUUCAAAGUAGCUGUAUAGCUUAGGGAUGGUGCAGCUCUGUACUGCUUGUUACCACUUCUGUGGUGAAAUGAGCUGGAGAGAAUGUACAAAAUUUGGUCCCAUUUAGUACCAAAUCAGUCCGUGCUGGUUUAGUGUUUCUUCUUGUUGACUGUGCUGUAAUACCUUAAAUUUACACUAGGCUUCUAUUACAUGAAGUUGUUUAUGCUGUAAGCUGUAACCAGGAAACACCAUCUUUUCUUUUUUUUUUUUUGUCUGAUUCCUGAGUUGCUAAUGUACAACCAGACAGUGAAACAAAGCCAGAUGAGGAGCUUAUUGGCACUUCCACAUACUAAAUUGUGGCUGCUGAAGACUUGAUAGAUCUUCUGGCUUGUGUAUUUUCCCUGUGUUGUCUUUUGAAGAUGGUGUUCUUAGGUUGCUUUGUUCUUCUAACAUACUACAGUUAAAUUGACUUAAAACACUCUGCCGUUGCAUGGAACGGAGAAAAGUGAUUUAUUCUCCUGAUACAAAUGACACUUUGAUAUGCCUACACUUCGUUAUCCUGACUGGGAAAAAGCACAUUAUAAAAGAAAUGCUGCUUUAUUAGCACUUCAUUAUAUUUUGUAAGUUUUUGAAGUUUUUCAAGACCUCUUGUAAGAUUCUUUAUUAAAAAAAAAAAAGUCUUGCUUUUUUUUUAAAUACAUUUUCAUAGUUUGUUCUUAUGAUAUUAAAACUUCAGGAA
Molecule: messenger RNA, 4011 nt
Organism: Oxyura jamaicensis (ruddy duck)
Lineage: Eukaryota; Metazoa; Chordata; Aves; Anseriformes; Anatidae
Gene: NXT2
Product: nuclear transport factor 2 like export factor 2
Exons: 5
Coding region: 332-673 (113 amino acids)
Biological process (GO): protein import into nucleus
Cellular component (GO): nuclear pore central transport channel
Source: RefSeq, a predicted model, not a curated record